UGUGCCAUUAUAGAUAAAAAAAAUGAAUUUAAAGAGCUGUUUCGUCAAACUGUUCAAGCCUAGAGACGCAACACCAUUGCCUUGGAAAAUGCUCUCUGCAAUGCUAAUCGUUUUGGUAAGGAACUUUGUUGAUAUAAUUUCGUAGUGAGGAGAGGAGGAGGUAAUCAAAGUCUACGCGAUGCCAGUGCCUUUAGAUAAUUGUUUGAAAAACAAACAGUCGAACAAUACUAAUUCUCCAAGAAGAAAAGAAGAAAAAAAUUAAUUCUUGUACUACUCGUUCCCUAUUGUCAUAUCUUUACACAAUGCUUGCCACAAGGGCAGGCAGGGAUAAUCAGGGUAGCUUUGACUUUCGCAAAAUUUCGCGUUUCGAAAUGAUGAAACUAAGUGAUUUACAUCUCAGUAGCCUUACUUUACAUUUACACGAUUUACAUCUCAGUAGCUUAAAUUUGCUUAUAGGCUUUAUUCUUGAAUAAAACAAUAUUGAAUACAUCAAUAUCGUGGCUGUUCGAAUACCAGAAUCAGUACCGAUUUCAAUGAUACAAUGAGAAAUAAUGUCGCCUUUGUGCAGAGAAGGAAGUUGCAUAAUUAGGUUUAACAUUAUGGUGGUAAAGUCAGCCAAGUGACGUGAAUCAGAAAUUGGCUAAGUGAAGAGAUCUACUUUUCGUACGCGAUUAAAAAGCUAUACAACACGAACAUCUCAUUUGCUUUGUCUUUUUUCCAAAGCACUAAAUCAGAGAUUUUGUAAUAGAAUCUUACCUAUUGGUGAGAUAUAUAAAUGUUCUUCUUGUGAUCCUCAUUUCAACAAAGUAUACCUUCGUAUCCUUUUAUUUUAAGAGUUAUUCGAAAGUUUUGCCCAACACAAGAACAAUUUCAAAUCAUCCCUUUCUUUUGACUGUAUUCACAUUUCAAAGCCUACUUGGAAAGUCCCUUUAAUAUUUUAGAUACUCAAAACGAUGAAUGCGACAAUGAUCUUUGCAUUCCUACCAAAAUUGGUGAAGGCAAGUUUGUUUAGAGUCUAUAUUAUAAUAGCAAUCUUUUCGUGUGUGAGCGAAUAUGGUAGCUGCAAGUUUGUGAAUUCCUGUGGUUUUUUUGCUAUAGUAGUUGAAUAAAAUCUGACUGAAAAUCUCCUCUUUGAAAAAUAAAUUGUGUUUCUAAACACAUUUCUUUUUUAAAUAAACAACGUUUUUAUUCAUGAAAUAAGUUUUGUUUAUGAAGUUUAGAAAGUUGUGUGGAAAACAGCAAUGAUAUUCAAAUGACAAACAGCAAGCUGCAAUGAUAAAUAUUGUCUUAAAACGGUGAUCAUGGCAACGUAGAGAUUUGACUCUCUAAAAACUCCGCAGUGAGACAUUGUUACAAGUAAUAGACAAAAUAUACAUUGACCUUUUAGAUAACUAUAAGGUGCAAAAGAACACAGGAUAAGAAAAAAACAUCGAAAGGACAAUAGGUGCCGGAAUAGUUGAUAGUGGUCACUAAAUUAAAAGUGUGUUCUACUUAGUCGGGACCUUGUGUAAACGAGUCGUUGGUGAACAGAAUUUGAGAUUACAAGUACUAAGCCUAUGUUUGUAUAUAUCCAGACAUUUAGAUAAGAAAAGAAGGAAUACCUUAUAAUUAUUUCAGAUUUAACGCAACAGGAAGUAACAAAUAGCUGAAAAGUCAUGUGCAAUGCUUAUUUUGGUAUGUCACUCGUUGGGAUGGUGGGAGAAGGGUAGAACAGAGGAAUGACAUGAGGUGUUGAAUUUUGAAUCAGAUGUUGGAGUUUGUUAAAGUUUAAAUAGAGGUGGAAAUCAAGGGAGAUUAAUUUGCCUGAUUUAGUGUAUUUAUGUCGUAAUGCAGUAUAAGGAAAUAUCUACGGAAUAUGUGAAAAUAACAUUUUCUUACAUCUGGUCUAAAUAAGGGCUCCUGAAAAUCAUAAUGAAAUAAUAUUUUUUUUAAAAUGCUGCGAAUUUGUAUGACCAGUUUUUAUAAUUUAUUUAGUCUUUUGGAACAUCAGAAGCUGAUACAGGCUAUUAUGCUGGUAUCAUUGCAUCUUCUAUGGGUUUUGGACAAACAAUCUUCAGUUUGAUGUGGGGGUACAUUGCAGAUGUUAAAGGAAAGAAACCAACCCUCAUCGCUUCAGCAUCUUUACUCAUGUUUACCACUUUAGCAUUUGGAUUCACUAGUAACUUUGAUUGGGCUGUUACUACGCGAUUUAUGCAAGGAUCAUCGUUAGGUAUUUCUCUAAUCUCCAAAUCAAUAAUUGCAAAUGCUUGUGAUGAUACAAAUAUGGCGUUUGCCAUGUCAAUCUUAUUUUCGACAGUUUCGGUUGGUUUUAUUAUUGGACCAAGCGUAGCAGGUUUUUUGGCAUUCCCGUCUGAAAAAUAUCCAGAUACGUUUCCUGAAGAUUCUGUUUUUGGAAGAUUUGGUAUUCUUCUCCCAAAUUUACUUCUUGCUAUCGGUUUUUCAAUUGGCAUCAUUCUUCUUGUGUUAUUUAUUCCAAAUGAAUUCAGGAAUAAAAAUGAAAGAACACCAUUAUUCGAAUCGUUAACUCACAGCCAAAGGAAUUCAACUGCUCGUGCAACUGAAAAUAAAGUAACAAAAACGCAAAGCUCACUUAUGACGCUUAAAUUACAAGAGAAAGGUAAAGUUCAACAACGUGGUUGGAAGGCAUGGUUAGCUAAAAUAAAAACAUAUAAGCUAAUAAAAUUACUUCGCUUAAAAGAUUACGCACAGGUCAAUUUAGUAUAUUUUGUUAGUGGAGUCAUCGCACUUGGAAAUCAUGAAUUACUUCCACUGUUUUUGGCUAGUUCUGCUGAGUAUCAUGGUAUGGGCUUCUCUACCUCAAAAAUUGGGCUAACACUUCUGAUGGUGUCGGUGUGUUUCCUUCCACCUCAGUUGUUAAUUGUACCCAGAGUUCUAAGACGUUACGGAUCGAGAAAGAUCCUUAUUGGAGGUAAUCUUUUAUUCGCAUUCAUAUGUCCAUGGACACCCAUUUUGGUUAAUACUAUUUGCAACAGAAAUGCUGCAUGGAUGGCUGUGGUAGUUGUUUCAUUUCUGCAAAGAACAUCUGUGUCAGCUGGUUUAGUUUCAAUUAAUAUUCUGAUCAAUAAUUCAGUUACACCAGACCUUUUGGGAUCGGCAAAUGGCUUUUCAAUGAUUUUCUUCUCGCUUGGAAGGAUGAUCGCACCACUUAUCGUCGGCAGCACGUAUUCUUGGUCACUUAAAAACAUCCGCGACGUCUCGUCUAAUAGUAAUCCUAUUGGAUUUCCGUUCGAUCAACAUUUUUCUUUUUAUGUUUUGUCGUUGAUGUCUAUAUUAAAUAGUUUUUUUGCUUCGAGAAUUUCAACCGGAUUGGACAAAAAGAAGAAAGUUUCUCCUGAAGUAAACGGUGAACAGGAAUGCAGUACAAAGAUUUGACUUUCUGAUAAGACUAUCAUCUUUCUUGUUGCUAUUGAUAUUAUAUAUAAAGUUAGGAAUCCUCUUUUACCGUCAGUUAGUGCACGGUAACAGGUUUUAGUAACAAAGAAGGGAACCUGGCAUCAAAACGUCUGGUUAAGCCACAAGUAACUCUGUGAUCCGGUGUUGGAUGCCACGUUGAGUGCAUAAUAAAAUCAUAAACUGUGCCGCAUAUCUAGGUGCAACGCUUUGCAAAGGUGAAAUGAAAACAAAGUUGAGAAACUGAUAUUCUGUCAUAGCAAAAACAAUUAUUAUGUUUUAAAGAAAAAGUUGUUAUUUAAUACUGUUGUAGCCAUAACUGCAUUUGGCUACUUUCACUUUUUAGUUAGAGGUAGCUAGCUAGGUAACAGGACCCACCCUCGGCACAUUUAGCUGACAAAAAAUUAGAUUAUUGAGGAUAACACAGAUAUCAAAGCUAGCUAGCUGGAUUUUUAGGAUGCUGGAAAAUUUACGUUCUUCGCCAAAAUCUUAAGAUUGGCUUUUAAGGUUCGUAGGUGGCUAAAAAACAUGAUGGUAAAUGUGAAGACGUGACAAUGAAGAAAUUAAAACUAUGAAGUUUUAGCUAGCUACAAGAGAUAGGUAAACAAAAGUGUGUACAAACAGAAAAACUGGCCAAAAUGUUUUGAAAAAAGCUGCUUUUUUGGUUAAAAGUAUCGCAAAGAUAAAAAAUAAAGCAAACAGUUUAGAAACUUUCCAUUCUCUAGCACUGAGUUGCUUCGAUCUUCUUGCAAAAUUUUAGACAGGUUUCGUUGGAGCGUAAAAGAUUUGUAAAGGAUUCUAAAGAGUCUUAUUUUUUGACCGGUCAUUUAUGUAAUAAUCCUUCCCAGGUUUUAUUUUAGAGAUUAAUAGAGAAGAGAAGUUAAAAGAAAACAUAAAAGUGUUUGCUACUUGUCUCUUUUUUGAAUUACGAGCUUGGCGUCCAAAGCAGUAGCUGUAGUAGACAAAAACCUUAACAAAUCAACUGUGCUAACCGUAAACUUCCAUUUAUCAGGAAUUAAAACUGCUACGGAUAUAUAGUUUGAUGACUGCGUCAAUGAAUUUGCAUUAUGUAGAGCUUGAAAUGAAAGGAUCUUUUUCACCAUAGGCGAAUUUUGAGGCAAACGGAACAUGCGCAUAUUUUUUGCAAUGCUAAAAAAGGAAAGUCAGUGGUCUUGGUGAUAAGUACGGUCUGAUAACUUUUCCGUAUAUUUGUCGUGUUUGCAAGUUAUAUGUUAGAGCAAUGAUUUAGGUAUAUUCCAAGGAUUUUUGGCUAAUUCUAAGGCUAAAAAUUCUUAGAAACUGGAUUUGGUAAAAUAUGUACAAAUUUGUCUUGCUCAGUGAUACAAAACUGUGUAAGUAUUAGACACUUCACAUAUUUAAUUUAUGCAAAUCAAUUUACAGGCUUUAUCAAAUGGCUAAAAAUAUUAAGACCAACAUAAGCAGAAAGCAACACCACAAAAAUGCAUAUAUAUGUAAAUAGGCUUUAUUAAUUUUAUUACAUCAUAACAACAACAACAAGGGAAACAAUAACAGAUAUAUGCAAUAGUUAAAAAAAUGACGAGAUUAUAUCGAGAUUUUAUGUAGGUAUAGGCCAGCUACUUAAUAUUUAAAUCGUAAGCAGCAACAGCUAAUU
Hydractinia symbiolongicarpus is the source of this 5044-nucleotide messenger RNA. RefSeq lists its product as uncharacterized. NCBI's taxonomy places the organism in Eukaryota, Metazoa, Cnidaria, Hydrozoa, Anthoathecata, Hydractiniidae. The record is from RefSeq and is a predicted model, not a curated record. The transcript is spliced from 13 exons. Bases 2032 to 3393 code for a protein of 453 amino acids. Gene Ontology annotation, biological process: transmembrane transport. Gene Ontology annotation, molecular function: transmembrane transporter activity.